Messenger RNA from Prosopis cineraria, 1191 nucleotides. RefSeq lists its product as uncharacterized. Lineage: Eukaryota; Viridiplantae; Streptophyta; Magnoliopsida; Fabales; Fabaceae. The transcript is spliced from 7 exons. The coding region runs from base 1 to 1191 and encodes 396 amino acids. The record is from RefSeq and is a predicted model, not a curated record.
AUGACGAUGGAAAAUCGUGACACAAUUGAUAUUGGUAAUCAUAGUCAUAAACAUGAAGUUGAGAAGCUUUUGAUGAAGUUGAAUAAACCAGCUGUUAAGUCCAUUAAGAGCCCUGAUGGAGAUACUAUCGAUUGUGUUGCUAUUCUAGAUCAGCCAGCUUUUGAUCAUCCAAAACUCAAAAAUCACAAAAUUCAGAUGAGGCCAAAUUUUGGGCCACAGGAUAAUAAGAUACUUGAAGAAAGUGAAAUAUCUUCGAAAUCAAAGACAAUCCAUCAGCUAUGGCACCACAGUGGAAGUUGCCCAGAGAGUACAAUUCCUAUAAGAAGAACGAGAGAAGAUGAUAUAUUGAGAGCAGGCUUUAUCCAACGAUUCGGAGAGAAGAAUCUCAAGAACAAUUUCAUAUCCCCAAGUGUUGGAGCUCAAGGUCACUAUGAGUAUGCCUUGGUCUUUUUGAAAGGAAAUAAAUAUUAUGGAGCCAAGGGAACCAUGAACGUCUGGAACCCUCGUGUUCAACAAUCCCAAGAAUUUAGUCUUUCAGCAAUUCGGAUUUUAAAUGAUGCUGAUAGUGAAAAUCUCGAAAUUAUUGAAGCUGGUUGGCAGGUAAAUCCAGAGCUAUAUGGGGAUACUAACACCCGACUUUAUACAUUUUGGACUAGUGAUUCAAACGAGAAUACUGGAUGCUAUGAUCUUCUUUGUUCUGGCUUUGUUCAAGUAAAUGCUGAAGUAGCUCUGGGAAGCAGCAUCAAGCCCUUGUCUAUAUACAAUGACAUUAAUUCCCAAUAUCAAAUCACGAUCACCAUCUGGAAGGAUAGAGGCAGCGGAGAUUGGUGGAUGCUACUUGGCAGUGAUAAACUAAUUGGAUAUUGGCCUUCCACUUUGUUCUCAAGUCUAUCAGACAGUGUAACAGUGAUAGAGUGGGGAGGUGAAGUACUAAACUCAGAAGCUAACGGACAACACUCAACAACACAAAUGGGAAGUGGGCAUUUUCCAGGAGAAGAAUAUGGAAAAGCUAGCUAUUUCAAGGACAUUAAAUUUGUUAAUGGUAACAACCAAAUGUUGACAGCUGAUAACGUUGUGUCUUAUGUUGAUCGUUCCAAUUGCUACAAUGUACUCCAACCUGCCUUUUCUGAUAAUGCUUGGGGCAGCCACUUCUAUUUUGGGGGUCCAGGGAGAAACCCUAAUUGCCCCUGA